AUGGAGACCCCCAGCGAUACUUCAAAAAUCCUUGAGAAAGGUCCGGAGUACCUUCGCAAGCAAAUGGAACUGGAGAGUGAGGUAAAGGGACCCAUGAGUGCGGUGGAGAGACUUGCUGCUAGCAAGCCAAAGUAUGUGAAAAGCCAACAGGUGGUCAACACCACUCAGGAACCGCUGAUCAGCCUCGGUUCCACCUCGAGCACCGUGUCCUCGAACCGGAGCUCGGCACGUCUUCGGGAGUCUCAACAGAGCAGUUCCCCGGUUGAGGUUCGUCGCUCCAGCUCCAAGAAACGACCUGACUCCAUCCUGCUUUACAGGCAGAAGUGUGAGUUACUAAGAGCGCCCGGGAAGGACCGCAAACAUCACAUCACGCGGAAACUGCUUCGAAGCUCCGCGAGUAGAACGAGGACCUUACCUGAGAAGGAAUGCGAGGACAGCCAGGAAGAACUUGAGGAGUGCUCUAGGACCCCGACGCCUGAGAGAAGACGGAAUGUCACCACUAACAACUUGGAUAGUGGUCCAAAAGAAGCAUCCGCUAAUCUACUGAUGGUUCCUGUCAGGAGGGGCAAAACAGUGGGUCGAUCCCGCUCGGACAUCAGCUCCAGGUACUCCAAGAACUUUGCAGACUUUGACGCCUUCUUCAAGUACUGCGGACUGGAUGGAGAGGUCAUCGAGUCUCUGGGGAAGGAGAAUUUCUCGGCCCGUUCGGAUGAGACUGUGAUGAAACUACGGAGCAUUAGCGUGUCCACGUCGGACGGCGGAUUCUCCAGGGACAGCGACGAUAGCGAUGGGCUUCAAGAGGAGGUCCUGCACAAGAAGAUCCGCCAGGGAACGUCGGUUAUCGAGCGGAACGCGAGGAUUAUCAAAUGGUUGUACAGCUGCAAGAACGCGAAGGAGAGCGGGAAAAAGUUGAGAGACCUUGACUGA
Molecule: messenger RNA, 927 nt
Organism: Nerophis lumbriciformis (worm pipefish)
Lineage: Eukaryota; Metazoa; Chordata; Actinopteri; Syngnathiformes; Syngnathidae
Source: RefSeq, a predicted model, not a curated record